CCCCCAUCCACCCCCCUCACCCCGCAAUUCGCUCCUUCCGCUUUGCGCGCCCGCCGCCCUCGACCCUCGAACCUGCCUCUCUGGAAUUGGGUGCUGGACUGCCCUAUUCACAAGCAGAGGUACGGCCCACCUGCCUGUUUGGGUGCCCGAGUCCACUCAGCGACGGACCCCCGAGCGCGCUGCCUAUGGCUUCUACCUAUGCGCUUCCCUUCAAUCCCGCCUCACAGUCUCACAGUCAUGGACAUUCACGGUCGCACUAUUCCUCGGACCACUCUGCGCCUUGGAACAACCAGCGCAACGACUCGUCGCCCGUGAGAGGACAGAUACCCCCCGCGGGCGGCCACCGCCACAACAGAUCCGAGAUGAAUGGACAACUGUACGGCCAAGGCCUCUCACCAUACGCCGACGGUAACGGCGAAGCGCGCGAACACAAUCACCAGCACACCCGGUCUACCGACACCACGUACACAUUGAAGCCGUUCAUGGGACGGCCGAAGGGCAGACCGCGAGGGGAUUCAGACUUGGGGAAGCCUCCCUCGCGGAAGAGUGCGGCGGCUGGGAAUUUUGGCUUUUCUCCAAUCCAGGAAACGCCUCCGACGCUGCUGCCACACUCACACUCAUCAUGGCUUGAGCUUCCCGAAGCCCUCACAGCCCUCCUCAUACCCCUCCCUUACCUGUUGGCUUCGCUAGCAUAUCCCACCGUUGUCGCUCCAGCUCGAAGAUUGCCUGCUACGCUAUCCGAUACCGUCACUGAUUCGAACAUUCCGAGCUCUGCAAGUCUCGCCAGCGGCGGCCAGCUCCUGCACGCGUGCACGCUCUCCUCAACGACCUUGAUUCUCAUAAGCAUUAUAGCCAAGAUUCGAACCACAGUAGAGCAGCCCUUGGAUAGGCGGAAGUCUUUUGGGAGCGCUGAAAAAGCCGGCAGCACAUCCAGCAUACUACGAGACGCCAGUUCGCUGUGGCGCAUGCUCACCAAUGUGCUUAGCGUAUUGAUGCCCUUUUACGCCACGAUGCAAUUGGGCGGAGCGAGGACAGCCCUGUUCUUGUUGGCAGCAACAACCGCGGGACUUGGGAGUUUGGAUCAAAAGCCGGGGAAACAUACGAUCUGGGAGGGUACCAGGCGGACCCUACGAACUCGCAGAGCGACGUGCGGAGUACUGCUUCUUACGGUGCUCAUAGACGCGCUUGGUUCCCCAGACGCGGCAGGUACGCUCGUCGGCUACCUCGCUUUAGCGGCCUCAAUCUUUGCUAUACCUCCGCCCCUCCCAACCGCUGGAUGGUUCUUACACACCGACCCUAGAAGUCAGGACUCGUGGGCUUCAGGUCGAGCUUCUCUACCGAAGCCCUCAUCCCCUCUCGUGGGCUCAUCCGAGGACAUCUUGCUCACCUUUGGAUCCGGCCUUGGACUCACCCUCAUAACUAUUUUCUAUUCGAGCGUUUCUUCUUCAUCUCCAUCUCUCUCUCACCAUGCUAUUUUCUUUUCUACUCUGUCGGUUGCAUCAGCGACGGCGCUUGUGUAUGUUUCUCUUCCAGCUGCUUUGCGAAGUCAGAAGAAAUUCGGUCUAGCGUUGGGAACGCUUCUAACGGCAGUAUUUGAGGUUUUAGAGCAUCCAGGCGCAUGGCGGGCAUGGUCACUCUUUCUUGUAGUUUGUGUGCUUGUUUUUGGGGCGCUUUGGUUCGAUACGCGUCCGUCUGCGAUAGCUCGGCCACAUUCUCACGGCCAUUCUCACUCUGGCCAUCAGCACUCUCAUGGUCACUCUCACGACCACGAUCAUCACCUGCACGGAAACCAUUCGAAGUUCUCGGCCUUCCUCAUUGCUUGGUGCAAGCCCGGCUCGAUUAUGCAUAGCAUUCUGAUCGAAAAAGACUCGCGGCGCAUUGCUUACUUUGGAGUACUUAACCUGGCUUUCAUGCUCGUCCAGUUCUUCUACGGAUUCGUAACAGGAUCCCUAGGUUUAUUGACGGACAGCAUCCACAUGCUGUUCGAUUGUGCUGGGCUUGCGGUGGGCUUGGCUGCUGCGGUUAUGAGCAAAUGGCGUCCGAAUGCUCGGUUUCCGUACGGCUAUGGCAAGAUCGAUACGCUGUCGGGGUUCGCCAACGGCGUAUUCCUUCUGCUUGUCAGUUUAGAGAUCAUCUUUGAUGCCUUUGAAAGGCUUUGGGAGGGCCAUCAUCUACACCGGCUGAACGAACUUCUCAUUGUUAGCGUGCUAGGCUUCGUAGUGAACAUCGUUGGCCUCACAGCUUUCGGGCAUGCUCACCAUGGCCACGGACACGACCACUCCCACGGCGACCAUGGUCACUCGCACGGCCAUUCUCACGACAACGAGAACAUGCACGGCAUCUUCCUCCACAUUCUCGCAGAUGCCCUGGGUUCAGUAGCCGUCAUCAUAUCAACGCUCCUCACCAAGUACUAUGGCUGGUCUGGCUGGGACCCAAUUGCGUCGUGCAUCAUCGCCAUCUUGAUCUUCAUCUCUGCGAUUCCGCUCGUCAAGAGCUCCGGUAUGCGCCUUAUGCUUUCUCUACCCGCCGACGUCGAAUACGGUAUUCGAAACACACUGCAAGAGUUGAGCUCUCUCCGGGGUGUGGUGGGGUACGCUGUGCCGAAGUUCUGGCUGGAAGACGAAGGCGCUGCACAUGCAGAAGCGCAUGCUAAAGAGCACGGUGGUUGUGAUCAUAAGCAUGAUCAUGAUCAUUCAGACCACGAUACCAAGCACGAGCAUGAUCAUUCGGGACAUAGCCAUCCGCACUCGCAAUCACAUAGCCACGGCGACCAUUCGUGCGACCACUCGGACCAUGAACAUACCCACGCCCGCCAACCAAGGAUCCUUGGCGUCAUCCACAUUAUCGCCUCCAGCGCCGCGGACCUGGAAGACGUGCGAGAACGUGCGGUGCAGUUUUUGAAGGGACGAGGCAUGGACGUCGUGGUGCAUGUCGAAAAGGAGGGCGAGGGUCGAUGCUGGUGCGGCGGCGCAAACAAAACGAGCUAGGCACAUAUCUUUUUUUCGGUUCCGCAGCAUGCGAGGUAUGGCGUUAUCAGCAAUUUCCUUUGUGGAUAUUCCCUUUUUGCGAGAGCAUUUUCUAUAUCGACUUUCAUGAACUUAUGUACUUGUAUCAUGGAUUGGAGCGGCAGAUUCUCGCUUGGGACGAGCCGUAGGUUGAAGAGGUGGCAUGCUCGGCGUCGCUAUUGUAUAUAGAUGCAUCAAAGGUAUAUCAAAUGGGGUUG
Trematosphaeria pertusa is the source of this 3223-nucleotide messenger RNA. RefSeq names its product cation efflux protein. Gene Ontology annotation, molecular function: zinc ion transmembrane transporter activity. Bases 186 to 2987 code for a protein of 933 amino acids. Gene Ontology annotation, cellular component: Golgi apparatus; membrane. The transcript is spliced from 5 exons. The record is from RefSeq and is a predicted model, not a curated record. NCBI's taxonomy places the organism in Eukaryota, Fungi, Ascomycota, Dothideomycetes, Pleosporales, Trematosphaeriaceae. Gene Ontology annotation, biological process: transmembrane transport; intracellular zinc ion homeostasis; zinc ion transport.